AUGAAAUAGAGAACGUUUUUCAAAUUAGCAGAGGACGUCCCACCCGUUUGCUUUUAUAAUGUUAGAAACGGAUGAAUUGACCGAUCAAAGGAAUGAAAAAGAUUAUCUUCUUGAAUUUUCAGACUCUGUUGAUUUAGACCAACGUCGCCAAUAUAUUGAUAACUUUCUAGACUCUUUAUACAAAGAAGCAUUAUCAUCUUCCCUUGAAUUAAACCCAGCCCUUUUUACAACUGUUGCCCAGCAGACAUAUGUUACUUCCAACUGCAAAUAUACACCUGUCCAGUCUUCAGAAAGAAAACCUCACAAAUGCAAGACCUGUCAGGAAUCAUUCUCAGAACUGUCUCUUUUACAAGAACACAAGAAAACACAUCAAACGGAAAAGCAGUUUAGUUGCACAACUUGCAAUAAGAAAUUUACACACAGCCACCAACUUGAGCUCCACAAACGAAUACACUCGGGGGAGCAACCAUUCCUUUGCAGCUUCUGUGGCAAGAAAUUUACUUUCAGGAGUACUUUGAAAUGCCAUGAACGGACUCAUACUGGGGAGAAACCAUACAACUGUGACAUUUGUGGCAUUAAUUUUUCUCAGCCGAGCAUUCUUUCGACUCACAAACGAACGCAUGCCAGUGAAACAGAAUACAAAUGUAAGGUCUGUGCUAAGAACUUUUCCAGUAAAAGCAGUCUUCAGAGUCAUGCUGUUACGCAUACAGGUGUAAAGCGAUUCCAGUGUGAUACUUGCGACAAGAAGUUUGGCAUUUUGUGCAAUUUGAAAAGACAUAUGCGCACCCACAAGGGUGAGAAACCAUUUCAUUGUGAAAUUUGUGGUAAGAACUUUACUCAGAGUAACAGUCUUCAGGAACACAAGAGACGCCAUACUGGGGAGAAACCGUUCCUUUGCAAUUAUUGCACCAAGUGUUUUGCACGCAAAAGGGACCUCAUACAACAUGAGAGGACUCACACGGGUGAAAAACCAUAUUCAUGUGGCACAUGUGGUAAAAGCUUUUCUCAGGUUACUUUAUUAAAAACGCAUGAACGAGUGCACUCUGGGGUGAAACCUUUUAACUGUGAUCUAUGCGGCAAAAGCUUUACCCAACAAAGCAAUUUGCGGGUACACAAGAUUAGCCACUUGGAGAAGAAGCAGUACCACUGUGACACAUGUGGUAAAGAUUUCUCUCAGUCAAGCAGUCUACAGCAGCACAAGAUUCGGCAUAAUGGCCGGCAACCUUUCCAAUGUGAUAUCUGUGGUAAGAAGUUCAAUGUCAGGGGUAACUUACAGAGACACAGCAGAAUACACAGAGGGGAGAAGCCAUUCCAUUGUGAUAUAUGUAAUAAAAAUUUCUCUCAGAGCAACAGCCUUCGUGAACACCAAAGAAGGCACUACAGAGAGAAACCAUUUUCCUGUGAUUUAUGUCAGCAACAGUUUUUUGUGAAAAGUGCUUUAACAGCACACCAGAAAAGCUGUAGUAACAAACAUGUAAUUCUGUGCCUUAUUGUCGGCAAUUAAUUUUUUUUUUUUUAUAUGAAAAAAACUUUAGUUGGUAGGUUUAAAGUAGCUUACAUACAGAAAGUUAAUGAGAGGCUUCACUCAUUAAAAUACUACAAGUUCUGACCUAUGUCCUUUCUCCUUAAUUUUUGCACCAUUACUGUAACAGUAUACACCUCCAAAAAUUAACAGGAAUGCCCUACAAGGCCUUCUCAACAGUUAAGGCAGUACAGGGGGUAGAUUUCCUUUUUAAGGUUAGGAACUACUUUCCUUAGAGUAGUUCUUAUUUAUCAAGUGCAAAUAUGACUGAAGUAGAGUAUUCUUAUAUCUGAAGAUGAACACCCAUGACUAACAAUCACACAUCUACACAGUUCAUCCUAGUAACUUUCCUCAAAGAAAAGCAAGCACUGACCUAUGACCUUUCUCCUUAAUUUUUGCACCGUUACUGUAACAGUAUACUCCUCCAAAAAUUAACAGGAAUGCCCUACAAGGCCUUCUCUUACCUCUCCUGUGCCCCUGCAUCUUCAUCAGACUCCACAAGAGGAAAGACCCAUUUCUGGUUGCUCCACCUGCUGAACAAAUAGCAGCUAAACACACUUUCUGUUCUAACUUAAAAAAGAUAAGAUACAUUGCAUACUGUCAUCCUCGAUGUGUCCAAAAAAUUAAAAAAGAGGUGGAAUGGUCAUGGCAAGAAUGCCUUUGAUCAUAGAGCUAUUGAAUCAAACCAGAGCUUACACUAAACUUUUUGUCCAAUUCUUCCCUUGAAAUGCAUCCCUCUGAAGUAAUAUCUUAGAAAUUUUAUCAGUUCGUCCCAUAAGUUCUGUCCAAUUUUACCUUAUUUUAAAAUUGAAUGAAAUUUAAUAGUAUUUUAGAAUAUCUAAUGGAGUUAAAGAUUAUUU
This is a messenger RNA of Octopus sinensis (East Asian common octopus), 2382 nucleotides long. Its product is annotated as zinc finger protein OZF-like. The coding region runs from base 59 to 1504 and encodes 481 amino acids. Gene Ontology annotation, cellular component: nucleus. The record is from RefSeq and is a predicted model, not a curated record. The transcript has 4 exons. Lineage: Eukaryota; Metazoa; Mollusca; Cephalopoda; Octopoda; Octopodidae.